AUGAAGAAUGAGUACGACCUCAAAGUGGUGCAUCUGAAGCUUUAUGAGAGCAUCCUCGCCAUCUAUGUGCAUUCCAUGAAAGUGAACUCCAAAGAAGAAGAGGCCCUUCUGAACAUGAAGCUCUCGUGCAGAGGUUCGAUCCGGCGUGCUAACAACAUCGUGGAAGUGGUCUUCAUGCUGCAGAACCUCUCGAACCGUUAUGGCAUGAGCGACUCAGCUGGCUUCGUGCGCCGGUGGUGGAACAACAUGUCUUCCAAGCAGUUCCAGAUCACUGGGAAGAGGGCUGUGGCCUUGAAGCAGCUACUGGAGGUGGCACCCAAGAAAGCCCUCGAUUCCAUCUUGGCUCACGUGGGGAACCUGGGCUGGCAGCAGUGCGCGUGGUCCGAGGAGGUGCUGUCCAACAAGAAGAUCUACCCAAAGUUCAACUUCCCUUGCAAAUCUAAGAAGUGGAUCCCACGAGUGAGGACCACUGACGAGAGCCUCUGCUUGAUGAUCGAGCGGGUCCAGAACCUACAUGAAGCUCAGAACCAGAUGCUGCGCAUGAAGAUGACCCCGCAUGUGGCAGAGAUGAUGGCUGAGAGCGCAGCUGCUGUGCUUGCCAUUGCGCAGGAGAUCAGCUUGACCGCGCCGAUUGACGAUGCGAAGCUUCAAUCAUCAUGGGUGCGAGCAUGGGCUGAGGGCUCGGACCACGUGCACACGGAGAUCCAGAUGGGGCUGAUGGAGAAGAGCGACAGCUUCGACCCGGCAGUACACCUAUCAACGAUGAAGCGCCUACUGGACGAGCACAUUUUCCAGGCCCCCCUGGCGCCUGCAGAAGAGGUCAAGCGGUCCCUCGACGUGGACGAAUUCAACCUGGACAUGAAAAAACUAGAGUACGAUACUACGGUGUUCGAAAACUGGGAGAAGAAGUGCGAUAAUGUUGUCGCUGCCCGCUACCAUGCAGAGCAGGAGCACAAGAUGAAGAUCAAGGGCCAAUGUAGGAAAGCAGCCGAGAAGUUCCUGAGUUCGUGCGUGAAGAUUUCAGUCCUGACGGGCAAGGUGGAGGAGUGCAUUGCAGACAUCAUUGCCUUCAAGCGCGACACGAUCCAGAAGAAGACUGGAAUCUCCAUGGACGGGCUGCCCACGCUUGUCAUGCUGAACUGGACCACCCCAUGCUCGUCUCACAAUGAGGAUUUCGACAAGCAGGCGAAGGUUCUCAACUGGAUCCUGCACGAGAAUAUCAAGAACGUCGCUUGUGUGCUUCUCCCGGUGUACUCGUACAACCGCGGGAAGCUGUACAUGGAGGAAGUGAAAGCAGUGAAGGCCAUUGGCGAUGCUGGGCACAACCCGGACAGCAGCUUCAGCCUGCUCUUCAAAGACCAAGUCGAUCCGAGGGACAGGCGGCCGAUGAGCUACCCUGGGAGGCUGGUGUUUCCAGCGGGGUGUUCAGAACUAAAGGACCACCCGUUCUUCACCUGCCAGCUGAGGGUCAUCGGGCGCACCAAGGAAGCGAACCAGAUUCCUGGCAAAAAGAUGAAGAUUAUCGAGGACCUCAGCGCGGAUGCUUUGCCUCCUAGUACUGACCACCGAGCCUCCUAUCUUCAUGGCCCCCCAAAGUUCUCCCAGUUCGGGCCCGAGGCGAGCAAGUGCCUCCUUGAGAGCCUCACAACUGGGGCAAACCUAGGAUCGCACAAGGCGUGUUUCAUUCUGGACCUCAAUAUCAAGUGCGGCGAAUUCCUGGAGUCCUUCAUCUCCCAGCGCAACGUCCUUUCCACCAGUUUCUUUUACAUGGGGAUUGCGGAGACGAUGCUGGAAUACACGUGGGUAAUCCAUUCGAUGCAGGAGCUCGCAGAAGAAAAAAUCAAGGACGGUUCCCUCGAGGUCCCAGGGCUCAAGAUGGACUCCAAACUCAACGACGACCUCCUGGAACCUUAUCCGGCUCUUCCAAAGAUGAAUAUGCUGGUGGUUAGCGGACCAGACAAGAACAAAUUGUUCAUCCCGGUCGAGGUGGUGAAGAAGUGGCAGAACCAUCCGCAGUUCGGGGGUCAGUUCAGCGAGUGGCUGGACAAGUUCACCAAGAAGCAUGGGGUCAUCGAGGACACGACCAAGGCACCUGGUGCUGGUGCUGGUGGUGCUGGAGUCCCCAAUCCCCUCAAGCGUGCAGCUGACGGUAACGAUGGGAUCCCCUCCCCAGCGAAGAAGCAGAAGGUUGCUGAUGUCUGCGUGGUGGACGCCUCCAGCAUCCCCCAUGCGCUCCUCUGGGAGGUAAAGGUCAACACAAGCGUCCAAGUCCAGCUUCAGAUCCGCGCUAACCACAACAUCUACCUCAUCAACAAGGAGUCCAAGGAUAUCAGCAUUGCAAUUCACACGAUGCUGGCGCAGUUCGGGAAGGGAAGCUUUAAGAUUCUCACACAAGAGGAGCUAGACAAGAAGAAACACCACCAGUGGGAGAUCAAGGACGAGAAGGAGCUGGUGGUGAUGAACAAUGUGGUGCAAACUGUGGGAGCAGCUAUGCAGGCUGUUGCCAAUGGGGUGCCGAAGCUCGCCUACCACAAGAUCACGAUCAACGACGCAGACCCGAAGUGCUUCACUGCUGAGCUCACUCACAAGAUUGCUUUCGUGGCUGCUGAAACUAGCUCAGAACAGGCUGCAGUCACCCCGGCCAACAUCGCAUCCAAGGAGCUCCCAAGUGUGUGGAUGAACGAGGGCACCAUAGUCAUGUGGAUGGUGCGCUGGAACUCGACCAAAGGAUUGAUGCCGAUCAAGCCUGCAGUCUACCUCAAGGGAAAUGUGACGCUGGGGGCGGGCAAGGCGUGCCACUGCUCAGCGGUGGCCACUGCUGCGUGA
Prorocentrum cordatum is the source of this 2826-nucleotide messenger RNA. The record is from the annotation of a GenBank genome assembly. NCBI's taxonomy places the organism in Eukaryota, Dinophyceae, Prorocentrales, Prorocentraceae.